Molecule: messenger RNA, 4624 nt
Organism: Hippocampus comes (tiger tail seahorse)
Lineage: Eukaryota; Metazoa; Chordata; Actinopteri; Syngnathiformes; Syngnathidae
Gene: washc2c
Product: WASH complex subunit 2C
Exons: 28
Coding region: 153-4172 (1339 amino acids)
Biological process (GO): retrograde transport, endosome to Golgi; protein localization to endosome
Cellular component (GO): early endosome; WASH complex
Molecular function (GO): phosphatidylinositol phosphate binding; retromer complex binding
Source: RefSeq, a predicted model, not a curated record
CAACCGCAGUCAGGUGACUGUCUGCAGACAGAACAUGGCUGACCUGUCAGAAGACCAAUGAGGGAAAGGCCAAAUUGAGCAUAAUCGAUCAUUUGUUUGGCGUCUUUUCUCGUGGCAGUCCAAAGCGGUUCUUCGGGUCAGACGCGUUCAAGAUGAACGGGAUGCCAGAUGGGAUGUCGAAUGGCCCGGACGGGAGCGAGCACGUUGGAACCAAUGCUCAGGUUUGGGAAAGGCCGUGGACCCUCGAGGAGAUGCGGCAGAGCAGUGCAAACUGGUCACUUGCAGCCGACUCAGGGCUCUUCUUGUUCCUUCAAGACUUCUCUCAGAAAAUGCUGUCCAAGACGCACGAGAUAGAGAAGCAGCUGGACAGCUUGAUCCGAGACACCAAGACCACGGAUAGCAGCCUGCAUUCUGUCUUCAACGACUUCCUCAUGCUCUCCAAUACCCAGUUUAUCGAGAAUAGAGUGUAUGAUGAAGAGAUUCAGGAACCCGUGCCCAAGACUGAUGCUGUGGAGAAGCAGGUUGAUCAGCAGAAAACCCGCGAGCAGAAAGAAGCUGAGCUGAUCCCCAAGAUGCAGGAAGCAGUGACUUACGGCCUGAAGGUGCUGGAGUCUGCCUUCGAACACCUGGAUAUCAAAGCCGGAAACUCCGACUCUGAGGACGAGGAGACCAAUGACAGAUUGGACGCGAUCCUCGAGCCUAAGGACCUUUAUUUGGACAGACCGCUUCCUUUUCUGAUUGGCUCCCAGGCCUUCAUGGAACAAGAGGACGUCGGCCUUGGCGACCUGUCUAGUGAUGAACUGUCGGUGGGCAAACCUGACAAACCCAUCAAGAAAAUUCCAGCUGGUGCCAUUUCGAUAUUUCCAGACAACAACCUCUUCAGUCCAAUGGGUGACUAUAUGGCGGGCAGAGAGAAUGGAGCGCAAAGCAGCAAAUCCCAAGUCACCCCUAAACCGGCCCCCGUCAGCGGGGGGCUGUUUGAUGAGGAGGAGGAUGAAGACGAUGACUUCUUCAGUGGUAAAAGCCUGAAAAAAUCUUCUUCCGCCGCGCAGGUAAAAUCCAAACCCAAAAAGCCCCUUGACCUUUUUGAAGAAGAUGACGAGGAUGGUGACAUAUUUAGCGAGAAGGCAGCUCAGAAUAAGGAGGCGGAAGAGCCAGUUAUACCGUCGGAAAAGAAGUUCCUCCCUAAAGAACCUGACAAACCCAUCAAGAAAAUUCCAGCUGGUGCCAUUUCGAUAUUUCCAGACAACAACCUCUUCAGUCCAAUGGGUGACUAUAUGGCGGGCAGAGAGAAUGGAGCGCAAAGCAGCAAAUCCCAAGUCACCCCUAAACCGGCCCCCGUCAGCGGGGGGCUGUUUGAUGAGGAGGAGGAUGAAGACGAUGACUUCUUCAGUGGUAAAAGCCUGAAAAAAUCUUCUUCCGCCGCGCAGGUAAAAUCCAAACCCAAAAAGCCCCUUGACCUUUUUGAAGAAGAUGACGAGGAUGGUGACAUAUUUAGCGAGAAGGCAGCUCAGAAUAAGGAGGCGGAAGAGCCAGUUAUACCGUCGGAAAAGAAGAUGCCUGCUGGUGCCAUAUCCAUGUUUGGUCCUGCCACAAAAAGCUUACUCUCUGAAGGCCUGAAGAAACGGCAAACCUCCCCCGACGACGACUCUGAGAAAUCUGAGAAGAAUGGGCUGGCUCCAGAUGUUGGAACAGCUGUCACUCAGACCCCAAAACCCCUUGCGAGUAGUCUCUUCUCCGAUGAUGAAGACACGCAAAUGUUUCCAACCAUCCCCAGGAGUCAGUCCGAUCCCCACACGAUGAGUCAGAGCAGAAUCCUCAAGCCUCAUGUGACCUUAUUUGAUGAUGACGAAGAAGAGGAUCUCUUUGCAUCUGCCUCAAAGCCAAAGCCGAACCCAGCGAAAACAUUUACGCCACAACCCAGUAAAGCGAUCUCCAGCUCCCUCUUCGGUGAUGAUGAGGACCAGUGGAUAAACCCUAAAACCAGCGCUGCCAAGCAAGAGACCAAGACGGGAGGAGGAAUGAAAGCAAGCGCCAGCGCCCCCUCCAGUCUUCCCGGUGUUACAACGUCGCAGAAAAGCACCCUCUUUGACGAUGACGACGACGAUCUGUUCGCUCCAGCAAAACAGUCGAGUCAGAAGAAACCCCAGAAAGUUUCUCUUUUGUUUGAGGAUGAGCAUGAAGAAGAAAAAGGAUCCCUGUUUGGAAUCAAAACAGAUGAUGGCGCAAACGCAACAGCUAAACCCACCUCCCUGUUAGACAAAUUAACAGAUUCUUCAGAUGCUAAGAAGGGAGCGAAAGAGAAACCGUCAUUGCCGCAGAAACCUGCGGCAAAGCCCCCAGAGGGUCUGCCGUCGUCCGCGGAAAGUAAGAAGAAGCCCGUCGGAGCCGUUAGCCUGUUUGGGGGCAUCAACGUCCUGGCCAAAAAGCAGGCAAAGAGCGUGUCGGAUGAACACGACAACGGCGAUGAUCACAGCCCGCCACCAAAUGUUAAGACGCAGGAGAAAGUCAAAACGAACGCUCUCAGUCUGUUUGAUGAUGACGAAGUGGAAGACGAGCACGAUCCCAUUUUCACCCCGAGUAAACCUACAGCCAGAAACACCGCAAAGCCCACAGAGGAGCGGCCUCAGGCAAAGAGCACCGGCGUGUUCCUGGAUGAGGAAUUGUUGUUUAGUCCCACCCAGCAGAAGGACAACGAUCCGGAUGUCGACAUUUUUGCCGUCUCAGUCAAGACCACGAGCACCAAGCUCAGCUCAGCGAAGCCGAUGACGAGUCUCUUCUCAGAAGACGAAGAGGAUGACCUGUUUGGCUCCAGCAAGCCUCGAUCUCUGCCCCCGAAAGUAGCGGAGAAACCCAGCACGUCUAAUGACAGGGCGCUGCUAGUCAAGCCAGAAACGGUUUCAGAUAUUCAGAAACCGGCACCAAGCCCUGUUGAACCAAAAGAACCAUCAUCAAGGAUUGGCAAACUUCAAGCGAGUCUAAAGAUCAAUCCCGCUGUGUUCCUCCCUGGCUCAGCCCCCAGCAUGCCGGGGGCCGUCAGUGUGCUGCCGGGUCUGGAUCCCAGUUCCUCCUCCGGGGUCUCCAGCUCCAGCAUGAGCCCCAGUCCUGCUACGACGCCAAUCGGAGCGCGGACAGACAGUGAGGCGGGAGUCAGCUUUGAUGCACCGCUCCAGGUUCAGACUUUGCAGAGUGCAAAUAAGAGUCGUGUCAAAGGUUCCAUCCAUCGAAGACCACAAUCCAGAGCGGCAAGGCAAGCGUCUCAAAGAACAGCGGAGGAACAAGAUGACAUUCCAGCUGGGAGUCUCCCCGUAGCCUCCUCCAGCUCAUCUACAGCCGUCCUGCCCCCGUCAGGCCACUUGAGUCAGAUUCCUACCUCACAGAACUCGGCUCCUAUUACAUCCUCGCCCUUACCUUCUCGACCUCACCCGGCUCAAAUCCCCACCAAGCCUUCUUUGCCGACGCUGCCUGUAGCCAACCACGCCAAGAAGCUCGACUCUAGUAAGGACGGCAACCAAGGCAAGGUGCUGCCUCCCCUUGAGGAGGAUGACAUUUUUGCUUCCGACGGCUUUUUCACCUCUGCCGCCAAACCCCCCACCAAAAAGGCCGAACAUCCGGUUGCGGCGGUACCAAAGACGGACGUAAGCAACCUCCCGUCCAUUUUCGACGACAACAGCGAUGACCUUUUCCAGACGGUGAAACCAAAAAUGGCAGCAAAGACGUCCAAGUCGUCACCCUUUAUGGAAGAUGACGACGAUGACGACGACUUCUUUGGAGUGAAGAGCAGCUCGACGGCUACGUCCACAAGUGGCCAAGACGUCAAGAGCAGCGACAGUUUUCCAAAGCAGGAUAUUUUUGAGGACGACGUUGCCGUCUUGCCUAAAGCCCACAAAGAGGGCACAGAGAAGCCCACCGAUGUCAAUCUGUUUGACGACAUCGACAUCUUUGCCGACCUGGCGGACUCUUUCGCACCAAAACAGAAGGCCAAGGCCAAGGAGGCCAGCAGGUCCAUCUUUGACGACGACAUGGAUGACAUUUUUGCACCAAGCACAGUCAAAACGGCGACAAAGGCGACUCCGAAAGCAAAAACCUCACCUCCAUCACAGGGGACCAGCACAACAGUGGACUCGACGAACAUGUUCGACGAUCCGCUUAAUGCUCUCGGGAGGAAUUGAAGUUGAGCUGUGGAUCAACGGCAUCGUAUUUUUUUGAUUGCUGAACCCGGAAGAGAUCGGACGCACUGUUGGAAAUAUUUAUAUAUCGUUAUGAUCGAUGGCGCAUCCCAGAUUCAUCCAUUUAUUUGCAUUGUAUCCUUCUUACGUAACAUUGAGUAAGGACUGCUAAUAAUUAGACAUGAUAGCACUUUAUGAGCGUACCCUUCUACUUAGCCUUAGCGCCUGGAGGAAUUAACAAUACUGGUAGAUUGUUUUUUUUUUUUUUGGCUGUGCCAUGUUGAGAUUUCUUGUCUAUAGGUGCCAUGUCAUGCUUUUGUCAACUCGGCUCGGAAGCUUUUUGACCAUAUUUUUAUCAAGAAUAAGAAAUUCACCCAUUUCUUAACUUUUGCUGUGACGAAAAAGAAAUGUCAUUUUUAUGAACUAAAAUGAAACAUAUUUUAUAGUAUCUAAAA